UGUGUGACACAGUGUGUGCGCGCAUUCCUUCGCAUCCAGUGGAGCAGCAGUCGGAGGUUGAGGGUCCGCGCAGAGAGGACACACUCUUGGGCAGAAAGCAGCCAUCAGUGUCGCCGUUACAACACAAGACAACAUGCAGGCGGAUGGCAAGGUGGUCGACGGCAGCCUGCUGGGAGAUGCCAACGGCGUCGAGCCUGCGCCGGGCCGAGUGAAGGAUUCUGGGAAGUGGCAGAAGCCGCGGUUCUCUCGGAAAGCUCUGAUGAAGUGCUGCCUGGUUAAAUGGAUCAUCGCCAGCACACAGCCACAGGACAAAGACAGCAGCGACAGUGACCUGGAGCUGUCGACGGUGCGUCACCAGCCGGAGGGUCUGGACCAGCUGCAGGCUCAGACCAAGUUCACCAGGAAGGAACUGCAGUCUCUCUAUCGAGGCUUCAAGAAUGAGUGUCCCAGUGGGCUGGUUGAUGAGGAGACGUUCAAGACCAUCUAUUCUCAGUUCUUUCCCCAAGGAGAUGCAACCACCUACGCUCACUUCCUGUUCAACGCAUUUGACAUCGACAGGAAUGGUUCAAUCCGAUUUGAGGACUUCGUCAUCGGCCUGUCUGUGUUGCUCCGAGGUUCGGUCACUGAGAAGCUCAACUGGGCUUUCAACCUCUACGAUAUUAAUAAGGACGGUUACAUCACCAAAGAGGAGAUGCUGGCCAUUAUGAAGUCAAUCUAUGACAUGAUGGGGAGGUACACCUACCCCUGUGUGCGAGAUGAGGCACCCUAUGAGCAUGUGGACAAGUUCUUCCAGAAAAUGGAUAAAAACCGAGAUGGAGUGGUAACCAUUGAAGAGUUCAUUGAGACCUGUCAGAAGGACGAGAACAUCAUGAACUCCAUGCAGCUAUUCGAGAAUGUGAUAUAAGGACAGACACUCGCACAACUUACACACAAAUAAAGCACGGCCACACCUCACAUACUAUAGGGACUGUAAAAACACAGGACACUAGAUGUUUUGUUUUUGUUUCUGGCCACGCUCCCAUAGCUGUAUCUUUAAAUGCUUCUGGAUUAAAAAGGACUGCAACAGACAGAAGAAGAGCUUCCUGGUAAAAAAAAAAAAAAACUGUCUGGUGUAUUUCUUUGUGUCCCAAAUGAAGAAACAGAAGAGCUCCGUGUUUUUUUUAUCAUCAGACAAAAAGAAUCAACAAGGAAUGGAGAAGCUUACAAUAAUCCACUGGCCUGAGCACACAAGGGUAUUAGCUUUAAUACGAAUACACCUCGUCUCUCACGCGCGCACACACACACACAAACACACACACACACACACACACACAAUCACACACACACACACACACACACCUACUGUUUCCUCAAGAGUUUUAGAGCACUGGAUGAAGUGAACUAGAGAAUAAAAAUUUAAGAAAAAAAAGAGAAAUGAACUAAAGCAUGUUUGUCAUCAAAUAUGUGAUGUGGAAUUAGCUUGCACUACAAUUUUAUGACUAUGUAUUAUAUGCGCCUGAAGUAAAGGCACUGUAGAUACCUGCACCUGAUACACCUCUGGUGUGUAUGUAUAUAUGUAUAGUUAAUAGUUAUAUAUCCUACCUUGUAUUGGUCUCAUCUGUGCUGCACUGGGUGAUGGAAUAGGACCAGAACUGAAUAUUUGUUUUAGAAAUCUCUGUUUAACAUCAUGUUUAGUAGCAGUUCUUCACAAAUAUUUAUCUUAUUUUUUUGUAUUUUGGUUAUGAUUAGCUGUUCAGAUUGGAACGGUGAAUCUGUACAGUACUGUGAUGAAACAAACGGACUGUUAAAAGUGUGUUCUUAUGCUGAAUUAACGCUUUCUCUUGGUUCUUCAGUAUCGGCGAGCAUGCUGACUCUAAGUGCCACAGUAUUAUGUACAGUACAGUAGGGCCUUUGUGAUGUCGGGUUAAUUAAAGAUGCUGUCAACAGCU
This is a messenger RNA of Centropristis striata (black sea bass), 1928 nucleotides long. It is a transcript of the gene kcnip3b, whose product is annotated as Kv channel interacting protein 3b, calsenilin. The transcript has 8 exons. Lineage: Eukaryota; Metazoa; Chordata; Actinopteri; Perciformes; Serranidae. The record is from RefSeq and is a predicted model, not a curated record. Gene Ontology annotation, cellular component: nucleus; voltage-gated potassium channel complex. Gene Ontology annotation, biological process: negative regulation of transcription by RNA polymerase II; regulation of potassium ion transmembrane transport. Bases 134 to 904 code for a protein of 256 amino acids. Gene Ontology annotation, molecular function: potassium channel regulator activity; calcium ion binding; RNA polymerase II cis-regulatory region sequence-specific DNA binding.